AUGGCCAGCGACCGUGUAGAAGUGGCCGUGGAUGAGAAUCUUCUUGCGGAACUUCCUAAGGACGGCAAGGUGAUCGAGGCAACAUCUCUGGGACUGAGCGACUGGUGCGAUACCACACAGUACAACAAAGCAAGAGGCGAGGGGGGCUUAGAACAGAUUCGAGCACACUGGCACUCCGAAAGCAGCGUAUACAAGUUCAUCCCCGAGUACAUCCCUCGACCAGUCGCGUUCAGGGAGUAUGCAUCUCAGCCGAACACUUAUUUCCUCCUUCUGGAGUUUGAGGACAUGAUUGACGAUGACAUCCCACCUCCAGAGACAUAUAUGGCGGUCCCAAGUGCGCUUCAUCUCCGCAGUGCAGGGAAAUCUCCCACAGGGAAGUUUGGAUUCCCAGUGAAUACUCGUUUUGGUAACCUGACACAACCCAAUGGCUGGGAAUCUUCCUGGGAAGUAUGGUGGACGACUCAUAUGAAGUUCCUGUUGCAAAGGGAAAGAGUCAUUCGCGGCGCCUACGCCGCCGAAGAUGAGACAACAUUGAAUUUCUUUCUGGACACAGUGCUUCCUCGUUACUUGCGUCCCUUGGAGACAGAAGGCCGCUCUAUCAAACCAACACUCUGCCACACAGAUCUCUGGCCUGGAAACGUCAAGUACAAGCUGGACAACGAAACCAUCAUUGUAUACGACGCAAACGCCCUAUGGGCCCAUAACGAAAUUGAGUUGGCCCCAUUCCGCAACCCAAGAUAUCCACUUGGGAAGGCAUACUUUCAAGAGUACUGGAAGCAUGUACCAAUUUCCGAACCUGAAGAAGAUGCCGAAAGCCGCAUAAUCAUCUACCUCAUCCGCCAUCAGGUCUGCCUCGCCAGCCUAUACCCCACUGAGCUGAAGUUGAGAGAUGCAUUCCUCAGCAAUAUGCGUCUUCUAGGUGAUAGGGUUAAAGACGAGAGUCAAGAAAGAAAGGAUGUUGAGAGAGCUCAGGUUUCCUUUGAGUCCCAGAUCGCUGCACCAGUUCCAGUUGGUUUGGUGUAG
Molecule: messenger RNA, 1023 nt
Organism: Colletotrichum abscissum
Lineage: Eukaryota; Fungi; Ascomycota; Sordariomycetes; Glomerellales; Glomerellaceae
Exons: 5
Coding region: 1-1023 (340 amino acids)
Source: RefSeq, a predicted model, not a curated record